AUGCAUCCUAAGACUAUCUUUAUGGGAAUAUUUGUGCCAGUAGCUUUUCUACUUUACAGCGAAUCACAUUUUGUUAAAAUGACAAAUGUGGUUUGUGACACUUAUAACAAAUCAUGGGCCGUUUUCCAUUAUUGUCGGCUAAAGGCCUAUUCCCGAAACAAGACGAGCUUGAAUAUAAAUGCAACAUUUCUGCAUCCAGCCAGGAAUAUAUCGCUCGGAUUUAGGUUGCUAAAAAGGGCCAACGGCUACAAGCCAUUUCUGUUUAAUAUAACCAUCGAUGCCUGCCUAUUUUUGCGACGGCGACAUAACCCAGUUAUCAAGAUGUUCUAUAACGUGAUAAAGGAUGUAUCUACUCUAAACCAUAGUUGUCCUUAUUCGGGCUUGCAGGUGGUAAGUGAUUUUCAUUGCGUUUCACUUCCAGUUCCACUUCCAUCUGGAGAUUACUUAGUGUGCUUAGACUUUAUUUUCGACGGUAAGACGCAGUUCUUCGUCAAUAUUUACUCUCACGUGGUGGAGGAUUUCUGA
Messenger RNA from Drosophila subpulchrella, 525 nucleotides. RefSeq lists its product as uncharacterized. Bases 1 to 525 code for a protein of 174 amino acids. The record is from RefSeq and is a predicted model, not a curated record. The transcript is spliced from 3 exons. NCBI's taxonomy places the organism in Eukaryota, Metazoa, Arthropoda, Insecta, Diptera, Drosophilidae.